AUGCAGGCUUUCGUUCCCAAGACUAGGAGGCCCCGGUUUGAGCUUGUUCUAAGGAUCAUUGACAUCAUCAACGUUCCCUUGGGGAAUGGCACUGCCUGGGUACGAUGGCGUCUCCCAUCCUCGAGUGGUGCUACUGAAAAGGAUGGCCACACAGAGAAAGCGCCUCUUGCAGAUCAUCGUGCAUCCUGGCAUUAUGAAAAGACUUCUUUAAUAAGGAUCACUAUCGACAGAAAUUCCAUGCUGCAGGAAUGCGAAAUCAACUUCGAAGUCAUACAAGAGUUCCGCUCACCCAGCAAUGAGAAGAAUGUACUGGGCAAGAUCAAAUUGAAUCUUGCCGAAUAUGUGGACAAGGUUGAAGAGGACGAAGGUGUAAUCCGAAGAUAUCUUAUGUUUGACAGCAAGGUCAAUAGCACAGUGAAGAUUGGAAUUGCCAUGCAUCAAGUAGAAGGAGAUCACAACUUCACAACGCCCCCAUUGAAAUCUGCUACAGUCUUCGGAGGCAUUGCAAGAGUUGUUCAUACUGGAGAACUGGGAGAUUCAGAUGACCCUGGUCGUCCCCCAUCAAUCAACAAAAAGACCAAUGAGGUGUCAGAUAUGCAAGAUAUGUACCGGCGAACUUUGGCUGCGUCGUGGAUGUCUCGGGCAUGUGAUUUGCCGGCCGACAAACUUAUUGAAGAACUGUUUGCAGGGAGCUCUUGCUGGAACAACGAUGCUCAUCACAACAAUUCUCAGGACAGUCAUGGGGAUAAACGACAAACGGCCUUACUAGGUGUGGAAGCAGCUGAAAGACAACCCAGGACAGGGAAGAGGUUAUCGCCUAGCUUCGAACGCCGACCCAAAAGCACAUCCAGCAUUCACUCUCAAGGCAGCGGGAAAGUCCCUGAGUCUCUGUCUGCCCUUGGAACAUCUCAGAAAGAUGGUGAUCUUGAUAAUCCACUAUAUGAUGGGAAAGGCAGAAGUUGGAAGAACCGAAAUGCAGAGCAUGAACGGUCUGAGUUUUCAGUGCGAGAGGAUUUACGCAGUUGGGAAGUUACAUCAAAGUAG
Messenger RNA from Penicillium malachiteum, 1044 nucleotides. Its product is annotated as N-terminal C2 domain-containing protein. Lineage: Eukaryota; Fungi; Ascomycota; Eurotiomycetes; Eurotiales; Aspergillaceae. Bases 1 to 1044 code for a protein of 347 amino acids. The transcript is spliced from 5 exons. The record is from RefSeq and is a predicted model, not a curated record.